AUGUUCAACUUAAAAACUGAAGAGUCUUUUGAAUUAAAUACAAAUAUUAGAAAUGAUUUAUAAAUGUAAAAGUCUGAUCGAAAAUUUGUUUUGCAUGCUAAUCUAAAUGAAAUAUCAAGUAAAAAAUAUUAUAAGGAAAGAAGAUUAGUUCUACCUUAAAUUUAUGUUCCCUAUUAUUAAACAUAAUAAUCAGAAGAUAGAAAUCCUGGUAUUCACAUUUUGAGAAAGUAGUUAGAAUGCAUAAAAUUACCUGAAAUUGAUGAGAAAUUCUUUAUAAAAAAGAGUAAUAAUACAGAUUUGAUAAAGAAACCAAAAAUUUAUUCACAUUCUCAUUAAGUAUCAAGAGAAGAAUUUGAAUUUUUUAACUCUGAUAAAAACAUUAAUUAUUAAUUUAUUAAAAAAGUAGAUUUUUAAGACAAUGUAAUGAUUUAUGAUUAUGUCAAUCAAACAUAAAAAAAAGAUUGUAUAAAUGGUUAAGGUAGAUCUAUAAAAUUAAGAAGAUUAUUAACAAGAAAGAUUAGUGAUGAUCUCACUAAAUAAUACAAGAAAGAGAAUAAUUUAUAUAGAUUAAAUACAAAAUCCCAUUUUUUCUAAGAAAAUGAAAAAGAAUAAAUGAAAUUAGCCAUUAAUGAAUAAUUUUAAAUUUAUGAUCUAUAAUUUUGA
Molecule: messenger RNA, 663 nt
Organism: Paramecium pentaurelia
Lineage: Eukaryota; Ciliophora; Oligohymenophorea; Peniculida; Parameciidae
Source: the annotation of a GenBank genome assembly